Messenger RNA from Aspergillus puulaauensis, 2109 nucleotides. RefSeq names its product translation initiation factor eIF2B catalytic subunit epsilon. Bases 1 to 2109 code for a protein of 702 amino acids. Gene Ontology annotation, cellular component: eukaryotic translation initiation factor 2B complex. NCBI's taxonomy places the organism in Eukaryota, Fungi, Ascomycota, Eurotiomycetes, Eurotiales, Aspergillaceae. The transcript has 5 exons. Gene Ontology annotation, molecular function: translation initiation factor binding; translation initiation factor activity; guanyl-nucleotide exchange factor activity. The record is from RefSeq and is a predicted model, not a curated record. Gene Ontology annotation, biological process: biosynthetic process.
AUGGCGCCUAAGAAAGGAGGCGGCGCGAAUAAACCUCGCGGGAACGCUACUGAGGAGGUGGAAGAGACGUUGCAGGCUGUUAUACUGGCAGAUACUUUUGAAACUAGAUUCGAACCUUUUACUCUUGAUAAACCUCGGUGUCUGCUGCCGCUUGCGAACACCCCGUUGAUUGAAUAUACAUUUGAGUUUUUGGCCAAUGCUGGUGUUGAGGAGGUUUUCUUGUACGGAGGAGCGCAUUCGGAUAAGCUAGAGAGCUACAUCAAUGCUUCAAAAUGGAGAGCUCCAUCUUCGCCGUUCAAACAGUUUACCUUCCUUAAAUCCACCUCAACAUCAGUCGGAGAUGUUAUGAGAGACCUCGACGGAAAACACCUGAUUACUGGUGAUUUUCUUGUCGUGAGCGGCGACGUGAUCAGCAACCUACCCAUCGAAGGCGCCCUGGCGAAGCACCGUGCCCGCCGAGAGAAAGACAAGAACGCGAUCAUGACUAUGAUCUUGCGGGAAGCAGGCAGGAAGCACCGGACAAAGGCUUCUUCUGUGUCACCUGUUUUUGUUGUGGACCCGACCAAGGACCGUUGUCUACAUUACGAAGAGAUUGACCACCACUCCCCUGAAUCAUCUCGCCUGAACAUCGACCCUGAGAUUAUUACGACCUUCUCUGAAAUUGAUAUCCGUCAAGACCUGAUUGAUUGCAAUAUUGACAUCUGCACUCCGGACGUCCUGAGUUUGUGGUCCGAUAGUUUUGAUUACCAAACGCCGCGAAAACAAUUUCUCUACGGCGUCUUGAAGGAUUACGAGCUGAACGGGAAGACGAUUCACACACAUAUCGUUGAAGAUCACUAUGCUGCACGGGUCAGAAACCUGAAAGCGUAUGAUGCCAUUAGCAAGGAUAUCAUUUCUCGAUGGGCCUAUCCUUUGUGUCCUGACACGAACCUUCUUCCUGGCCAUAACUACGAACUUCGAAAGGGCACUCUGUAUCAGGAACAGGAUGUGACCUUAGCUCGUUCGUGCGUUGUAGGUCGACGGACUGUCAUCGGCCAAGGAACCAGAAUUGGCGACAAGACCACUGUGAAGGAUACAGUAUUUGGGAGGAAUUGCAAUAUUGGAAAGAACGUCACUUUAGACGGUGCGUAUAUUUGGGACAAUGUGGUCAUUGGAGAUGGCACAACUGUCCGCAAUGCCAUCAUUGCAAGUGAUGUCGUAAUAGGGAGCAACUGCACAGUCAAGCAGGGGGCUCUCUUAUCUUUCAAUGUGAAAAUUGCCAAUGAUGUGACCGUCAGCGAGGGGAGGCGGAUAACGACUGCGCCAGGGGAGGAUGGCGCCUCGCAAGCCAGCGAUCCAGAGAUCGUAGGACAAGGUGGAGAAGGUUAUGAAUAUGUGCCCUAUGAUGAUUCAGACGACGAGGAUGAAGAUGAAACAGCUAGCAAUGCUUCCUCAGGCCUGAUCUACAAUAUGGCAAACCUAUCUUUAUCAACAGAUUCGAUUUCCACCCUAUCCUCGGAGAUUUCAGACUACGGCGGAUCCCGCGCCGGAAGUUUCGCAACCUCUAUGUCUGACGAUGAAGAACAGGAUUCUCAUUUUGUUCAAGACGCUGCAGCCAGUGUUUACGACAGUUUGCGAGAUGGCGUCACAUCAGAUGUGGUACAAUUAGAGUUGGUCAGUCUUCGGAUGACGGCAAACGCCUCCGACCACGAGGUCCGACGGGCCGUCACUUCCGCUUUCAUGAAGCGCGUGGCGCAGUUGAUGGAAGGUGGCCAGGGAGCAGGAGAUGCCGUUCACGACAUCUUGAGCAAAUACCCCGAGAUUAUGGAACGUGCAUUAUUCGACCGGGACAGCACCAAGAAGCCCGAUCAGGUGGAUUUGCUGGUUUUGUUCCAGCAAGAUCUUGUCCACCGUCCCCGCGGCGAAACUGUACUCUUAUUUGUGGCCAAGGAGUUAUAUGAACUGGAGAUCGUUGAGGAGGAGGCUUAUGACCAAUGGUGGGCGGACGAGCGGUCCAACAGCACCGAGGAAAUGCGCAAGGUGCGCAGUCAAACGCAGCAGUUCAUCGAUUGGCUUGCCAACGCCGAGGAGGAGGAAAGUAGCGAGGAAGAAGAAAGUGAUGAUGAAUGA